ACUCGAUAGUUUUUUUCUAUAUUGAUCGAUAACGAUAUUUAUUUCGAUAUAUAUUUAAUUAAAAAACUGUAUUUAAAAUAAUCUAUUUUAAAUACAGUUUAUUAACAAAAGUUAACCUUUAACCAGUUAAAAUUAAAUUAAAUUAAUGCACUGUCGCAACACAGAGGAUAUUAGGCCAUAAACAACAUGUACCAGUUCAUUCAGUCUCAUUUUGACUCAAUACGCCCUUUUCACAUGACGUCACGCAUCUUCCGUUCUGCCGCGAAGCAGUGUAUCAUUACUUCCGCUAGCACUCCAGUUCAUAAGGUGGCGGUAAUGCACCUAUAAGCUGAUUUUCCAACCGCCAGUAAAACUCAAGAAGAAGAAGAAGUUACUUCCGCUAGCGCCUCAGAAUGGAGUUUACCAAGUGGCUUGCACAUCUGCCACAAAUACGUAUGAUGUACAACGUCUUGCCGACAAAUUUUCGCUAACGACAAGAUCAAAGCUAGAGAAAGGAUACAAAUUCUUCGUUGAACAGUACCUGUUUGAUUAUGAUGGUAAGUGUUUUGUUUUCUUUUUGUGUUAGCGAAGGUGCUAGGAUAAGUACUUGAAUACGUGUUCUGUCAGCUUUUUUUCUCACUGUUGUUAAAUUCCAGCGCGACGGCAAAACGGAAGUUCUUCUUCUUCUUGUUUGUUGCAAGAUGGAUGUUAUGAUGCACUGCUUUGCAAAAAGGCGGAAGUUAAGUGACGUCAUUGUGAAAAGGGCGUAUUGACUCGUUAAGUAAAGGGAGUGUUCAUUCAGUACAUUCAACCAAUGAAAGGGCUCCGUUACUGGUACAUUCGAACGCUAUUGGCUCAGCACCUGCACAGUGCGCACAUACAUAACGCUGCAAUAAUGUCUUGCUCGAGUAGUGGGAUUCAUUCAAUGUAUUCAGUGAACCUUAAAGACAUCUCACAUAAACUGUAGUACAUUUCUUUAAUCAUGCAAGCAUCUUACAUACAAGGUUCAAUAUUUUAAUGUGCACACAAACUCACUUCAUUACAUCUCUAAUCUGUACAUGGCAGUGCUGGUUUGUUUCAUAAGCACCAGCUCAUGUUAGCAGAUAUGUUAACGAUGGAUAUAAAAACGUUUGUGCUUGAGUUUCGAAAGUAACUCGCUUGCAAUUGCGCCUCAAGUUUGUUUUGUUUAACCGGCGAUUGCGAAAAAAAUAAGACACUUGAUAAACCGCGUGAUGACAACUUGAGGUUAGUUUCACAUUUGUUUCCGCUUCCAGUCAUGUUUUCCUCCUCAUGUCGAGUUUUCUUUGGCAAGUGCAGUAUGAAAUGGACUUUGUACUUUGACGCGCAUGAUAAAAGCUGCACGCUGACUGACUGUUGUUGCGUUUAUUUCUGCUGUCUGUUAGACUGUAAGAUUAAUCCAUAUCGAGUCAAAAUGCCAAUAGCUUAUCAUCGUUUUUGAAAUACAUUCUAUCGCGAUUCGAUAUGAUAUCGUUUAUCGGCACACCCCUACUUGAAAGACAUAGAUUAUUUGUGGGGGUUUUUUUAAGUUUGCCCAAUGGCAAGUAAAUGUGCCAAAUUUAAAGGGAUAGUCCCCCAAAAUAAAAAUGGUCAUCGUUUAUUCACCUUCAUGUCAAUCAAAACCCGUAUUUUCUGGAACACAAAAGAAGUUAUUUUGAGAUAUAUCUCUGUGGUUUUGUGUUCAUAGAAUGGAAGUUAAUGGGGCACAGUGUUAUUUGGUUACCAACAUUCCUCAUAAGACCUUCUUUUGUGUUCUGCAGAAGCAAGAAACUCAGACAGGUUUGAAAUGACACAUGAAUGCUUUAAAGAUGUUUAAUUUUGGGGUGAACUAUGCCAAUGACACCAAGAAUGGGCCUAUACAGAUAUAUUGUGCAUUCCGAUACCUUUUCUAAGCCCUUGUGUCCCUUUUGACCCCCAUGGGUUUGUAACACUGUCCUUCACAAAGUGAAUAGACGGACCACUAGCGAGGCCUUUGUCUCCCGCCUUUUGUAUUCUUCCGUCUUGCCUGCCGUACUUUGCAUUCCUCUGCAUUCCCUCAAUAGCAUUUAAAUGGGCCAUUGUGUUGAUCCUCCGUUGCCCACCAAUCCCAGCGCACUCCGGUCGUUUCCAAGGAAACACCAGCUGCCGGGGUUGGAGGUGAGCGGAGUGGGCCGGCCGAGGAUCGUCGAUUACCUCUUGGCUUCUCUUCACUCAUGAUCUCAUUUGUUCCAUCGAGCUUGUGUAACUCAGCAGCUGUAAAGUAAACCUUUAGACCCCACGACUGGCAUGUUAUUCGACUGCCGGAAAGACUGUCGAUGAGUCCAGAGAAAAGCAUCUUUGGCGAAAGAACGUAUUAUGGAUAGCGUGAAGGAAACGGGACUUGAAACGGCAGUGCAUGAGGACAUGGAAAGCUAUGCGGUGGAGGCCGGAACGCUUUCAGGAAAGGUGAAGAAGGGGAGGACGAAAAGCAAGCUGGGAAGCCGGAAAGCUUUUAGUUUAGAGGAAAACCAGCUUGAGAUUCAACAGCAGACCAAGAGUCUGAGCCGGCCGGUCCAGCUCAGGUCUCGCACUCUUGAUGUGGAACGGCCUUCAGAAAGAAGCGAGAGCCUCAACUCUAGAAGUAGUUUUAUAAAGCACAACAAAACAUUCCACAAACUCUUCCCGGAAAUCCCAGAAAAUGAAGAUUUACUACAUGCCUACAUCUGCGCCCUGCAGAAGGAGGUGCCUUAUCACGGCCGGCUGUAUAUCACCGACACCAACGUGUGCUUCUUUUCCUCUGUGCUGCUCAAGGACACCAAGGUGAUCAUCCCGGUUUCACAUGUAAAAGUUCUGAAGAAGCAGAACACAGCGCUGCUCGUGCCAAACGCCAUUUCUGUCCGAACCACGGAGGGCGAGAAGUAUUUAUUUGUGUCCUUAAGGAAUAGAGAAGGAUGCUACAAGCUGCUACGAUCCGUCUGCCCUCAGCUAGAGGAAGGAAGUGCCAACAGCAGCCCUCUCUUCUCCUCGGCUGAGAACAGCUUCGAUCAGAGCAAACUGGUGCAGAACUCGAGUCAGUCCAGUUUAGACGACUCGUACGAGGUGGACGGAAGUCGCGUUUCUCCUGGACUGGAGAUUCCUGUGUCUAGACUCACCAGAGAAAAUGCAUUUGUUGGAAAUCCUUCGGCUACAAAAAGCAGCGAGCAAGAGACGGACGACAGCUCCUGUGAGGAGUUUACAAGAGGUUCGUGGGUUUGGAACGUGACGGGCAGAGCUCGAUCGCUCCUCAUCCAAAGAGAAGUCAGCAACCUCAACACUCUUCUCCUCAUCUACCUGAUUCUGGUUUUUCUACUCCUCCUGUCUUCUGGAUAUAUCGGCUUGCGUAUCGUGGCCUUAGAGGAGCAACUGAGUUCUCUUGGUGCCCUGCCCGAAUUUACCUUACAGAGCGGGUACAAAGGAACAUAGCCCGACAUCAGUAAGACGAUGCGUUCCAUCUGAUCUCCGGAGGGCUUUUGUAAAGGAUCCACCAAAAAUCACUUUGGAUCUCACUUUUCUUGAGGAUCCCUUAUUUGCCUGAAGAAAUUUUUAUAUGCACAUGCCACAACCAUCCAACACCAAAUCUUUAUAGUCUUUGUUCCAAUAAAACAACCGGAGGGCAUGUUCAUUCACGGGAAGGUGACGGUUUUAUGAAAGGACAUGCGUGUCUUUACUUGCGGUUGCAUGAAGACUUUCGGAUUCCAUCUGCGCUGCAGCAGUCCGACCUAAACAACCAAAGACAACCGGUUUGUCUCUGAAUGGCAUAAAGAAACGGGUUUUACAGUGGGAAAGCAUUUCAUUUGUCGUGAGGCAUUGUUGUUUUGCCUUUCUGAAUUUCAUCUGGAAUGGAAGGUUUAGUUUUGACGAUGUCAUCGCAGUGUUACCAAUGACUUUACUUACAAUUUUUCCAAAUGUUCAUAUUUUGUUGGCUUGCUCUUUGCAUCUUGUUCUGUCGUGGCUACGUCUUUCAGACAAAUGUCCUCCUUUCUUAUUUUUUACUCUGCUCAUUAUAUAUAAGGGUUGUGACUUUUAAACCUGGUCUUGGUUUAUCGAUUUGAAAAAAAGGCAAGCUAGCUAGUCAGUUAGGCUAAGCUAGCUGUUCAACCCAUAGUAUUACUGUAUGUAUAGUCUAUGCACAAAAAAUGCUCAGAUCAGGUAUUUAUCGAAAACAUUUGUAGCUUUUUUUGUUUAUUUGUUAGUUUUCCUUUGUGUUUUAUACUUGGGAAGAGUCGGGAGUGCAUGGACGAACAUGCUCUUACUUAUCCAAACUGUUAAACAAAAAAAACAAAAAAAUUGUAUCGUAAAACAGAUGUGGCACAGGGCGUUGUCAGAUUUACAGCUUGCAUUGCGUGCUUGCAUGUGUGCGCCAAACAAAAUGAGCAUUUCCAUUCGGCAUCGCAAUACUUGAGAUGUUUGGCGUUUAACGAAAACGACACGGCCCAAAAUAUGCAUGAUUUCGCGCGUAUGUGUGUUCUUAUAAAUAUGUUGCAAUAUGUUAAGGGGAUUGUUUGUAAAGUGAGAGAGUGUAGAUGUUUGAGUAAUAGUGCACUUUAAAGUGUGAAGACAGGGGGCGCUGUUGUGCGAAGUUGGGAAAAUGCGGUCUGUUUAAGUAUGUUCAUUCUAGGGUAUUAGAUGUGCUAAGACGCUCUCGCUCAGGGCUAGAACAACCUCCGGGAGUCCACUCGCAAUGCAUUGUGGGAACGAUGCGUGUCGAUUUCGUUGUGUUAGCAGCACGAUCUGCCGGUUUUUGUGGUCCGCAAAUCAUUCAGGCACUCGAUACGCAUUUCGUACGCAUGAACUCCACAAGAAUUCAAACAAGUGUUUGUUAAUGCAUUUCAUCUGAUUUCCAGAGAAUGUCGCAAAUGCAUGUCAAAUCUUAUUGGAAUUCGGAUUGUAUAAUUCUCAGGAGUGCGCAGUUAUGGAUUGAUUUGCACAAUUAUUGUUGAAGCAGUGCAUUUUAUGAGUGGGGCAUUGCAGCAUUCGGUCCCUUCAAAACUGUCUAAUAACCGCAAUGCAAAAAUACUUUCUUAAAUCGUGUUUAUAUUGCACUAUUAAAGUGUUGAAGUUAUUGUUUUUGUAUCAAUUUGUUGUCUUUAAAAAUCAUUGUUUGGUCUAUUUAUUGUCUAAUGUUGUAAUUCAAAGUAGUCUCUGUGAGACUGGUUUUGGAAAUUGUUUGAAUAAAUCAAGUGGUA
Messenger RNA from Triplophysa rosa, 5180 nucleotides. Its product is annotated as GRAM domain-containing protein 2B. The transcript is spliced from 13 exons. NCBI's taxonomy places the organism in Eukaryota, Metazoa, Chordata, Actinopteri, Cypriniformes, Nemacheilidae. Bases 2332 to 3417 code for a protein of 361 amino acids. The record is from RefSeq and is a predicted model, not a curated record.